UCCGAGCGAAUAACGGCUGCCCGUCCAUGUUUAUAUAAAGCCCGGCUCUUAACGAGUUAGCAGUCAGUAUUUUGGUGCAAGUAAGAUUGGAAGUACUCACAACAAGCAGUUCGCAGAUCAACCUAAAGAUGCGCUUCAUCAUCAGCUUGAGUUUGUUUGUGUGCUUCGUUGCACUUUCCACUGCAUUACCAGCCAAAUCAGGGUCCUCAACAAAGGGUUGUUCUAAAGCUUGCCCGUUUAACUAUGACCCUAUUUGUGCACAGCCCCAAGGCGGAUCAGGACCCAAACUUGCGUUCGGAAAUGAUUGUGUAUUAGAGAAUUACAACUGCGAACACGCUAAUGCACGCUACGAGCGCAUAUCGAGUGGAGAAUGUCCAGGAUCGACCGGAAUACGCUUGCAAUAAUUUUAAAUCUUCAGAUAAUAUAAUACUUCAAUGAUUUUGUUCAAUGAAUCUUUGGUAAUAUUUAUGAUAUCCUGUAAUAAACGUUUAUCUAUCCAAUA
Hermetia illucens (black soldier fly) is the source of this 502-nucleotide messenger RNA. RefSeq lists its product as uncharacterized. The transcript is spliced from 3 exons. The coding region runs from base 129 to 404 and encodes 91 amino acids. The record is from RefSeq and is a predicted model, not a curated record. Gene Ontology annotation, molecular function: protein binding. Lineage: Eukaryota; Metazoa; Arthropoda; Insecta; Diptera; Stratiomyidae.